Molecule: messenger RNA, 957 nt
Organism: Ostertagia ostertagi
Lineage: Eukaryota; Metazoa; Nematoda; Chromadorea; Rhabditida; Trichostrongylidae
Source: the annotation of a GenBank genome assembly
AUGGAAAGUGAUGAUUUCAACUACUUUUUACGUACUGACGACAGAUUUGCAAACUUCUCCAGAAUCCCUUCACAAUUCAGCAUUCUGCAAGGAUUGCGCUACACCCCAUUUUCCUCUUUCAGAGCACAAUGUUCGGCCGGCCAAAUGACAGCAGAAGGUGCUUUGCAGCAUAUAAAGUUCGGAAAAUACAUGCGCGAAAAGUAUCUGGAGUCAAAUAUCUUCUCCACAGAUUCUCGGCUUAACGUUACUGUGACGUCUUCUCGCUACAAUCGCACACUUCAGUCUGCUAUUGCCUUUACUUCCUCAUUCCUGUUCCCUAGUAAAUCGUCUAUACCGCAGAUAUACGUUCAGGCGUCGAAUUUCACAUUUCUUUGUACGAGUGAAAACUGUGCGUGCAAUAGAGCGAAAAGGUGGAGAGGGCAGUUUGAGAAGGAGCGCUACGAGUACUUCGUUCAACGUUCACCAGCACACUUAAAAAGACAAGCAGAAGUGCUUCUUAAUGAGACGACGACUCGCAAAAAAGUGAUGUUCGACGAAGGUCCGCGUUAUGUUGUAGAGAAAAUGAAUUUGGUGGAAGCUCACGGAGUUUUAUAUCAUAUAGCUGAGACGGUCGCAAAUCUGCGGAGGUUUCCUCAUACAAAUACUAUACAGAUCUUCUCUGGCCAUGAUGUAACCCUUGCACCGAUUUUGGUAGUACUGAAAAUACCAUUCAUAGAUCCACCACACUAUGUAUCACGUCUAGUAAUAGAGUUUUAUGAGUUGGUUGAUAGUCCAUCUGCGAAGGACGGAAUAUUCCUGCGGUUCCUCUAUAACGGGAAAGAUGUCACGAAAGACGUGUUUUUCUGUCAAGCGGAACUGAACAAUGGACUAUGUCCUGGUCACAAACUGGAGCAUUUUGUUCAUAAUGAAAUAUUUCUACCCUUGAAUAUGAAAUCUCUGAUAGAAGUGUGUAAUUAG